Messenger RNA from Empidonax traillii (willow flycatcher), 643 nucleotides. RefSeq names its product ATP synthase F(0) complex subunit C2, mitochondrial-like. NCBI's taxonomy places the organism in Eukaryota, Metazoa, Chordata, Aves, Passeriformes, Tyrannidae. The annotation marks the transcript as partial. Gene Ontology annotation, molecular function: proton transmembrane transporter activity. The record is from RefSeq and is a predicted model, not a curated record. The transcript is spliced from 5 exons. Gene Ontology annotation, biological process: proton motive force-driven ATP synthesis; proton transmembrane transport.
GGGGCGCGCGCGCCCUCGCCCCGUCCCCGGGGCCCGCACUGUGUCCUCCGAGCCGGCAGGGGGCGCUGCGGCCGAACCCGCCGCUUCCCGGCGGCGCUUCCGGCCGCGCCUGCGCAGAGGGAAGAGCCGCGACCUGCCCGGCGGAGCCCGCCGUGUCCCCACGCGUUGUCCGUCCCUCCAGCCGUGCCCCACGCGUGCCCCCGCCAUGUUCACCUGUGCAAAGUUCGUCUCAGCUCCUGCCCUCGUGAGGAGGAGCUCGAGGGUGCUGGGCCAGCCCCUCUCGUCUGCCGUGUUGAGCAGCCCCGAGGCCCGGCCAGAGCAGGCGCAGGUGGGAGCCCCCCGGACCCUCCGGACGAGCGCUGCCCACCGGGACAUCGACACGGCCGCCAAGUUCAUCGGGGCCGGUGCUGCCACCGUGGGCGUGGCCGGGUCAGGCGCCGGCAUCGGCACAGUGUUCGGGAGCCUCAUCAUCGGCUAUGCCAGGAACCCGUCGCUCAAGCAGCAGCUCUUCUCCUACGCCAUCCUGGGCUUCGCCCUGUCUGAGGCCAUGGGGCUCUUCUGCCUCAUGGUGGCCUUCCUCAUCCUCUUCGCCAUGUGAUGGGGACACAGGGGGGUGGCGGGGGUGACGGUGAUGCCCCUCUGU